Oxyura jamaicensis (ruddy duck) is the source of this 4473-nucleotide messenger RNA. RefSeq names its product acyl-CoA dehydrogenase short/branched chain (gene ACADSB). The transcript has 9 exons. The record is from RefSeq and is a predicted model, not a curated record. The coding region runs from base 351 to 1343 and encodes 330 amino acids. Gene Ontology annotation, molecular function: acyl-CoA dehydrogenase activity; flavin adenine dinucleotide binding. NCBI's taxonomy places the organism in Eukaryota, Metazoa, Chordata, Aves, Anseriformes, Anatidae. Gene Ontology annotation, cellular component: mitochondrion.
AUCCUCUUUUACUGCAUUCUCUCUCUCCAUCUUUUACUAUUAUACUCUUUUCAUCUUACCACUCUCAUACCACAUUCCUCAUCUUGAGUUCCUUUUCUAUCCCACCUCUUUUUUUUUCCCCCUUCGAUAAACAGAAUUGCAUAGAAUCCUAGAAACAACAUGACUUUGAUAAGUUUUGCUGGAAAAGGAUAUCAAGAGUCCUCUGUGUCCAUUUUGGGCAACCUCAAGGGCUUGUGUUGCAGAUAACCUGUUUAUCGUUCCCCGUAGCCUUUCCUGCUAUCAAACCUAAAGCUUUUCUGUGAUGAGAACAUCACUUUAUACAAUGAUGACUAAAUACUCGUCAUGAGCUGAUGAGUAUUGAGCUUGGGGAAGAAUAUGGAGGAACCGGAGCUUCAUUUUUUUCGGUCAUAUUGGUGGUAGAAGAAUUGGCCAAAGUUGAUCCAGCUGUAGCUCUUCUAUGUGAACUCCAAAAUACACUAACAAAUAGGUUGUUUACCACAUACGGAACAGAAGAACAAAAGAGAACUUACUUGCCCAGAGUGUCUAAAGAUACAAUAGGCAGUUUCUGUUUGUCGGAGGCUGGUUCUGGCAGUGAUGCUUUUUCUUUGAAGACUCGUGCUGAAAAGAAGGGAGACUACUAUAUUAUCAAUGGCUCAAAGAUGUGGAUUAGCUUAGCAGAACAUGCUGGAGUUUUCUUUGUGAUGGCAAAUACAGAUCCCGCCUCAGGAUACAGGGGAAUUACGUGCUUCAUAGUAGAUCGCAACACAGAGGGACUACAUAUAGGGAAGAAGGAGGAUAAGCUUGGAAUCAGAGCAUCUUCUACUUGCCCAGUAACAUUUGAAAAUGUUAAGGUUCCUGAGACCAACAUCCUUGGACAGGUGGGACAAGGCUAUAAGUAUGCAAUCGGAAUGCUAAAUGGCGGAAGAAUAGGUAUUGCUGCACAGAUGUUAGGAUUGGCGCAGGGGUGUUUUGACCAUACAAUUCCCUACACAAAGGAGAGAGUCCAGUUUGGGAAAAGCAUAUUCGAUUUCCAGGGAAUGCAACAUCAGAUAGCUCAGGUGGCCACACAGCUGGAGGCUGCGAGGCUGUUGACCUACAAUGCAGCCCGUCUUGCAGAAACAGGAAAGCCAUUCAUAAAGGAGGCAAGCAUGGCCAAAUAUUAUGCUGCAGAGGUUGCCACACUGACAACUAGUAAAUGCAUUGAAUGGAUGGGUGGUGUUGGAUACACAAAAAAUUAUCCAAUCGAAAAAUACUACCGUGAUUGCAAGAUUGGUACGAUAUAUGAAGGAACUUCAAAUAUCCAGCUGAGCACCAUUGCAAAAAGCUUGGCCCAGGAGUACUGAGAACAUAAGGACUUCUUGACUGUUAACAGAUAUUAUUUCACUGAACAAUAACGGUGAAUUACAGGUUUAUUUGUAAUUGUAAAAAUCAAUAUGGUAUCAUAAAUGAGAAUACAUCAUCACAGACAAAAGCAUAAGGAAAACCAUGAAUUCCCAUUUUAGGACAGUGAAUGUGUAAAUCAUGCUAAAUCACGAAUUCCACGUUCAAAUCCAAAUCAUGGGUAAAAGUAUUUCUUUCUGCCCGAGACACUUCUAAGUUAAUAGGCUGACAUUAUUUUGUUGCUUUAGAUUAUACAAACAGCGUCUCUCAACUUUGAGAUUUCAAAGUGAGAACAAAGGAAAUCCUUGGCUUGGCUGGUGUAAAAGGUUCUGUUAAGCCACCUCAGAGAAAGGUUUCUUCAUGUGCAGCACAACUGUUGCAUGGUGUGAAGCUUCUGUUUGUCUUAGAGGUUACAGGAGUGGUGUUUGAAAAUAGGUAAAUGUGAUGGUUUUCUGUUUCUCUGGUGGAGUGAUGUCUAUGGUGCUUCUGUAACUGGAGUAAUUUUUAUAGCAGCCCUUAGUGUGUUCUUAAGUAUAUCUUGGUAAUUAAGCCCUUCCAGCCUCCAAUUUGUAGUGCUGAAAAGUGGAUAAAGUCUACCUCCCUUUCCAGCAUUCUCAGCUCUUAAGGGUUUUAAUCAAAGAGACUAUUUAUAGUUAUCCUUUUAUAAAAGAUUGAGUUGAAAUCUUUGUGAAAUGGGGCUAAAAAAAACUCUAGUAGUUCUGCAAAAAGAGAUAUAAGCUAGGUAAUAGGAAAACUGUGAUACUACUUCACAGGGACUUGUCUGUGUUCAAUGUCUGUUAAAAACUUUAAACCUCAGAACCUUCCUUAGAGUUGGGGAGGGCCUGUUAAUUUGCAGUGAAGAAAACUCACUCAUGGAAAUGAGUGGUUCACUACAUGCAGAGAGAUGUUUUUCUUUUGAGAGAGUGGGAAAUAAUUUUCUUGAGAUGUGUUUCCUUUUUUGUCCCUCUCUGUUUACUUUUUAGACAUUUUAUUUACUGCUCAAGCCUCUUCAGUGUUGGAGAACUAAUUAACUAAGAACCAAGAGACUGAAAGCUUCGUGUAUGAAAAAUUAUAAUUGCUGUAACUGGCAAUUUGUUUCAAGUGGUUUGGGAAGGAAAGGAUUGUUCUUCUGUUCUGUCCAACUUAGAAGAAUCUCAUUUUUAAAUCUUGCUAUUCACUGAAGAGUCACUUUAGAGCUUGGAAUGUUACAGUCUCAAACUCCUAGAGAACUUUAUGGCAAAACUAGUGAAGAUGAGACCCUUAAUAAGUCUGAUUCGAUAAGACAAAUAGGCUGCAGUGCCUUAUACAAAGAAACAAGGAAGGACAAAGAGCAUGGUUAAAAAAGUUUUCGGAUUGUCUGCCAGCCUCAAAGGGAAGUAACUACUUUUUUUUGUGAAUGAUUUCCCUCACGUACAUACUUUGCCUAUUGGUAGGUAAAGAAAUAAUGUAAUUAUAUCAGAUAAAAAAGUAUCUUCCAUAUAAGUUUGAUCAACAAUUUUGAGAUUUUCAAAAAUAUACAGGUAGGAGGGUAGACUAGAUGAUUUCUGAAAGAUUCUUCUAGCUAUAUUAUUUUCAAAAGUGCAUUUCAGGUUGUUUGCAGGCUUCCUUUCAGCUGUUAGAUUAGAAUUAUGCCACAGAUGCCACAUUGUCUAACUACAGUUACUCUGUUCACUAUAGUCUGUGAGUUGACAGUGAUCAUAAUCAUACUACGAAUGCUUGACUUACGUGAAUUAAUACAAUGAGGUGUGCUGAAGUGAGAGGCUGUCCUUAGCUGCUGCAGUUCAGCCUGCUUUGCUAACAUGAGUAUCAGCAGAGAUCAGGUUUUGAUUCAUACUGUUUAAUAGGUCUUCUAGUUCAAAACACUAUCUUGGCUUGGUUUCUGUAGUUCUGUGUGAGGCUACAAAGUGGGUGACAGUACUUAACUGACUUAAUAUAGUGCUAAAAGCAACCGUUUGUGGAGGAAAGUGCAGGGCUCUCUGAAGGACUGCGAAGGGUUGGAUAUUCAGCAUUAUGUAAAAGGGCUGUCUGUUUUGUAGAACUGUGUCAGGUAUCUUUUUGAGAAAAAAAUCGUGAAACAACCUGGACAGCUUCAUCAGCUGCUCAUCUGCUCUUAGGUCAAUGCUUUAACUAAUGUUACAGCUGUGAAUAUUUCACGUCUCUCAGUUCCAUAUGCUACAGUCUGUCAUUUCACAAUACAUUUUGGAAGAAAUGUAUGCAUUUUAUUUGAUUUUUGUCUACAAAGGUCUGUGGAGGAAUAUGCGCACAAAUGAAUUGUAACUGCCGAGUUUCUUUCCAGACUCCACUCUUGCUUCAAAAGGGCACACACGGACACACCUCUGUGUCAAGCACCAGGUACUCUGGCCAUGGACUGACUCUGGGAAGGGUGUUAACUAGUGUUAACUUGUUUGAUGGCUUCAAGUCCGAUUCCGUUCCUGCACUAGUGCAGGCUCUAGUUUAGUAAUAGAUUGUGCUCCAUUGUCCAGGAGCUAUUAAAUGCUACCUGCAUCCCCCAGCCUGUGUUGAGUUUGGGACAAGCCUUUAUGGAUUGUCAUAAACUGCAGUUCUGCAUUUGGCACUGUUGGGCAUGGGACUGUUCACGGUGGUUGGCUACACCAGUAGGUGUAGGGCUGCAGAGUUGGCACUGUGAAUGUUGGGAGGCUUUCUGUGCCGAGGGUAGGACUUGAAGCUGCUUUAUACACAAUAUGUAUGUAUAUCGUGAAUUUUCCCUUUAUGUCCCCUUAGUCAACUCAGCCAGUCUAGUCUUUUGCCUUGGAACAACACCUUCAUGAAUCAGAUGUGAUGUUUGGCCUUACCUGGAUGGAAGAAAAAAGUUUUGUAUAUGUAUAACGGAAUGUAUAAAAAAGAGCCUGCAUUUGAUUUUUGACUAGAUAUGAUGCUGAUCUUGUGUACCAGCUGACAGUUCUCUGAUAAUCUGUCAUUUUAAAUUACAAUUUUUUUCACUGGAACAGACUGAAUGUAUCAUCUGUCAGGUUUCUUUAGUGUUAUCCUGGUUUGUUAAAGAUCUGAGGCAGUUCUCCACAGAUUUAACUGUUACGUGGAAAAUACUCAAAUACAACAUUUUAUAUGAUGUUU